AUGUUACAACAUUUUAAAGGUUCUCUUUUGGCUCACGAAAAUAUAAAGUGGACAGAAACUGUGCCUAUAGUUUUGCUAGGUUUGCAUAUUCAUAUUAAAGAUCUCAAUGCUACUAGUUCUCAACUCGUAUAUGGCACUACGUUGCGUUUACCAUCUGAUCUUUUGAGUGACGAUUCUACUGUGAAUCCAACUGUAACACCCACUUAUGUGACAAAUUUAUUUUCAAUAAUGAAAAAACUAAAUCCAAGAAAUCCUAUUCUUCAUGGAAAUUCUAAAUUUUUCGUAAGUCCAUCCUUAACUUCAUGCAGUCACAUAUUCCUUAGAAAUGAUUUAGUUCGACCACCAUUAACUCCUCCUUAUUCGGGACCUCACUUGGUCAAAUCUCGGACAGAUAAAAAUUUUGUUAUAAAUAUAAAUGGUAAAAAUUUGAUUGUCACCACUGACAGAUGUAAACCAGCCUUUGAAAUUUCGGAAACACCACCAAAAGUAGCUUUGCCAAACGGAAAUUUACUACAAAAUAAUAACUCUAAAAAUUUAAAAAUAACCAGAUAUGGCAGAGUUGUUCAUUUUCCUAAGAGACUAAGCGAGGAAAUUUAA
Molecule: messenger RNA, 597 nt
Organism: Argiope bruennichi
Lineage: Eukaryota; Metazoa; Arthropoda; Arachnida; Araneae; Araneidae
Exons: 1
Coding region: 1-597 (198 amino acids)
Source: RefSeq, a predicted model, not a curated record